Pectinophora gossypiella (pink bollworm) is the source of this 2171-nucleotide messenger RNA. RefSeq names its product acid phosphatase type 7. Gene Ontology annotation, molecular function: metal ion binding; acid phosphatase activity. Lineage: Eukaryota; Metazoa; Arthropoda; Insecta; Lepidoptera; Gelechiidae. The record is from RefSeq and is a predicted model, not a curated record. The transcript has 10 exons. The coding region runs from base 297 to 1610 and encodes 437 amino acids.
AAUUCUUAUAAAUUUUACAAAAUAAUGCAAACUAUGUGUAUUGUUUUACACUUGCCGCAGUAAAUUAUUUGAACGUUUCUCGUAGUUGUUUGUGAUUGUGACAUUUCGAUUGUUUUAUCGUUAAAUAUCCGAUUCGCGGAAGAUUAUAAAUAAAUGUUUCAGCAAACAAAGGGCAUUUUAAUUCUGAAUGGUCAUUAAACAGUUUCGCACGGAAAUUCGACUUCGCUCCUUGUCUGUACGUUCAUGUUUUGAAAGAUAGUCACUUGUGAUUUAACCCGCCGAUCAGCGCUGUGAAUAUGAAGUUAUUAGUUAUUUUAUUAAGUUUAGGGAUAGCGAGGGCUAAUCGAAUAUUUUACGAUAGUCCGCCUUACGACUGCGGUUAUUGCCAGCCUGAACAAAUCCACAUAUCUUUUGGAGAGAAAACCAACGACAUAGUAGUGACAUGGACGACGUACAACGACACAGAGGACAGUAUGGUACAGUAUGGCGAGGGGGUGCUGCAGAACUUGGCGAUGGGAUACCAGACCAUGUUUGUGGCUGGCAACGGCACCAACGUAGAGUUUGUACACCGCGUCACACUUCCGGAUCUCAAGUUCGACACUAGAUAUGUGUACCACUGCGGCUCCAAGUACGCGUGGUCGGAGCGGUUCUCGUUCAAGACUCCGCCCUCGGGUGAGAACUGGGUGGUGCGCGCCGCCAUCUUCGGAGAUAUGGGCACUGAUAACGCACAUUCGCUGCCGUACCUGCAAGACGAGGCGGAGCGCGAUCGUUUCGACAUGAUCCUCCACGUGGGCGACUUCGCAUACGACAUGUAUGAAGUGGAGGGCCGUAACGGAGACCAGUUCAUGAGACAGAUCCAGCCGCUCGCCGCCAUAGUGCCCUACAUGACAGUGCCGGGGAACCAUGAGGAGAACGGAAACUUCCGUCAAUACAAACAGCGGUUCUCGAUGCCAAACAUGCGCGUUUCGGAGAGCAUGUACUACAGCUGGGACCUCGGGCCGGUGCACUUCGUGGGCGUCAACACGGAGGCCUACUACUUCCUCAACUACGGCCUCGUUCCUUUAAUCGAGCAGUUUCAGUGGUUAGAACAAGACCUAAAGAUGGCAAGUCGGCCGGAGAAUAGGGCGAAGCGGCAAUGGAUCAUCGUAUACGGUCACCGGCCCAUGUAUUGCAGCAAUAGUGAUGAUAUUCAGGAAUGUUCCCAUGAGUUGACCAGGUUCGGAAUAGCCGGCGGCAAGUUCCGUAUGGAGCCGUUACUGCGGAGGUAUGGAGUGGAUGUGGUGAUCUGGGCUCAUGAACACUCGUACGAGCGAACCUUCCCGCUGUACGACGAGAAGGUUUACAACGGGUCCUAUGAACAUCCAUACGUCAACCCUCGGGCUCCAGUGCACAUCAUAACAGGCUCGGCGGGAUGUAGGGAAAAAACGGAUCCUUUCCGCGACGACCCGCCGGCGUGGUCCGCGUUCCGCUCCAGCGACUACGGCUACACGCGGUUCAAGGCGUACAACAACACGCAUUUGUACUUCGAACAGGUGAGCGUGGACAAGAAGGCGCAAGUGAUAGAUUCGUUCUGGGUCGUCCAGCACCGACACCAAGCCUUCGACAUCUAAAUAAAUUAUAACUACAUAAUAAUAUACUUUUAAUCAGUGUGUGUGUCGUGGCCAGAUCGAUAGUAUUUAAGUAUAUUUUAUAUCCAAAGAUACAUUUAAUUUAUGAGCACAAAAUAUUUUUUAUCGUGUAUCUCUCAAUAAACAUUGUACAUAAUUCAUAAAUCAUCAUAAACAGCCUUUAUACGUCCCACUGCUGGGCACAGGCCUCAGGCCACAGUUCCACUGCGGGUUGGUGGAGGUGAUUUUACGGCUAAUAGCCGGGACCAACGGCUUAACGUGCUCUCCGAAGCACGGAAUCAUAUUACUUUUUCAUACAAUCAGGUGAUUCAAGCCUGAAAGUCCUUACCAAACACAGGACAGUCUCACAAAGUGAUUUCGACAAUGUCCCCAUCGAUGAUCGAACCCGGACCUCCAAAUCAUGAGCCUAACUCUCAAACCACUAGAGGCUGUUACAUAAUUAUGUAUUUUUAUUAUUGACUUUGAAAAAUGAUUUUGGAAUUUUAAUCUCAUUUUGUGAUUUAUUUUUAUAUUGCUGAAUAAAUACGUAUACUUACUGAUAAA